Messenger RNA from Momordica charantia (bitter melon), 375 nucleotides. RefSeq lists its product as uncharacterized. Lineage: Eukaryota; Viridiplantae; Streptophyta; Magnoliopsida; Cucurbitales; Cucurbitaceae. The record is from RefSeq and is a predicted model, not a curated record.
AUGUUGGCCGAUUUUCAUCACUCUUCCUCCUUCGCUCACAAGCUCAAGUCCUCCAUCGGCUGCUUCCGCGCCUCCGACCAGCCGUCGACCAAAUCGCCGUGUUCCUGGUUCAAAUCUACGGCCGCUGAAUUCCCCGACUUACUUGACCGCUGCCGCUAUCUCGUCGCUCGGAUCGGUCGCGGCAGCCGGAGAAGGUACCACGCUUCCCCUGACUUUACCUACGAUUCUUCCAGCUACGCGCUUAAUUUUGAGGACGAUUCCCGUUACGACGAUGAAUUUCCGCUCAGAAAUUUCGCCGCCAGAUUGCCGCGCCUUCCGGCAGCCAAAUUUGCCGGAUCUCAAGCCGGAGUCAGUACCGUUGCUGCGUGUAGUUGA